AUGACGUCACCGGCAGCUAAUGUCACACACGGAUUAAAGAUGGCGCCCUCUCAUGCACUGAGGUGCUGUAAACGGGCUCUUAACUGGGUACCUGUCCUGUUUAUAAACCUGGUUGUUGGUUGGUCUUAUUACGCCUACGUUGUGGAGCUUUGUGUCUAUACAAUCCCAAACAAUGCAGAACGAAUCAGCUAUUUGGUCAUCUUCCACAUUUUCUUCAUGAUGUUUAUAUGGUCCUACUGGAAAACUAUCUGGUCUAAACCUGCAGGCCCCUCAAAGGCAUUUGGUCUUCCUCGAGCAGAGAAGGAAAUGUACGAGCGAGAGGAGCGAGCUGAGGCACAGCAGGAGAUCCUGAAAAAAGUGGCCAGGACUUUACCUGUGUAUACACGAACCGCUGGAGGAGCCAUCAGAUACUGUGACCACUGCCAGGUAAUCAAACCUGACCGCUGCCAUCACUGCUCAACCUGUGAGACGUGUGUGCUGAAAAUGGACCAUCACUGCCCCUGGGUGAAUAACUGUGUUGGAUUCUCAAACUACAAGUACUUUGUGUUGUUCCUGGCCUACGCUUCACUCUACUGUGUAGUUAUUUGUGCUACAGUCAUCCAGUAUUUCAUCAAAUUCUGGACCAAGCAGCUGCCAGACACACACGCCAAAUUCCACAUCUUGUUUCUUUUCUUUGUGGCGGCCAUGUUCUUUAUCAGCAUAACGUCACUUCUCAGCUACCAUCUGUGGCUUGUCGGAAAGAACAGGACGACAAUAGAGGCUUUCAGGGCUCCUGUCUUCACAAAUGGUCCAGAUAAACACGGGUUUUCUCUAGGCUGUCGAAGAAACGGAGCAGAGGUGUUUGGAGACCAGGCAAAAUACUGGAUAUUUCCAGUUUUCUCCAGUCUAGGAGAUGGGCAUUCCUUUGUCACCAGAUUGGUACACAUUGAUCCUGAACAAGCUAACAGUAUCCUGCAGCAGAACGGCAAAAGCCCUGUUGAUGGAGAGGCAAAACCUUCUGUGUUUGGUAAUAACGUACAACACACAGCAGAAGACAACAAAGAGAAAAUUAAUGGAGGUGAGACUGUCUCUGUGACGAUGGAGAGUGAUCCAUAACAGGUCACUGGCAUAUCAAUAAAGAUCUCAUCAGCGAUGUAGCCUUAAACCAAGAGUGUCAGCGCCUGACCAGGAGCCGUCCUCCACCCUCAUUUUGAGUUCAUCAGCACAACCUAGAUCCAAAUGUCUCUGUUUAUACACUAAAAGCUCUGUACUCUAUUCCUGCUUUAACCUGGAACCACCAAAACAAAGACUGUUCAGCAUCCUUUUAGACUGCAGCAGUCUGAAGCUGAGACCACUCGCAGGUUUUGUCUUUGAUUUGAGCCAAAGACGUUCAGAUAAUAUUUAAUGAUUGUUGUGUCUGAAAACUGAAGGACUGCUUUUCCCUCUGGAGUCGGUGUACAGCCUCAUGUCUGUCUGCCUCCAUGGAUUUAUCUCCUUUAACAUUUCUGCUUUUGUCAGUAUUAAUCAAGCAUUAAUAUCUAUAACUAUAAUGUGGAGCAGGAAAAGCCACCAAAGCCAGAAUCAGAAGAUUACGGUUAUAUCUCAGAAUCACAUUUCAACACUGGUACCAGUGUACAUUUUAUCACUUUUUAAAGUCAAAGCACAGUGCAGUUAUUGAAGCCAGCAGUCAUCUAUCACUGUGACUUUUUUAGUUUACAUGAUUAGAAUUAUGGAAGGUCUUUCUGUUUACACUUUAUGAUAUUUAUUUUUUACAUUUCAAAUUUUAUACUUUGGUUAAAGCUUAUUAUCUAAGGACCAAAUACAGCUUAAUUACUGUUGAAUCUAAUUUUAAAUAAUCAUUUGAUUUAUUUAAUUAUUAAACCAACAAUGUAUGUGUAAUACGGUGUAACAAUCAACUAGAUUGCCAAUUUUGAAUGCACUAUGUGUAAUUUAUUUCUUUUUAUUGAUUAACUUUGCCUCCAUCUGUUGAUUUUGUUGUAAUAGUUUGUAUUAUUUACUUUAUUUUCAUUUUUUAAAGACGUAUACAGUCAUGUUUGUCCUCUUUUACUUUCCCAGCCAUUCUUUGCUGCAUUAUAUGUAUUUAUUUAUAAAUUAAUCAGUCUGGAGUUUUAAUGCCAAUGAUUAAUGUCUGUGACCUGUUUCUUUUGUUUUUCCAGUUUAAUAUUCUGAUUUGUUUACAAGCUGGACUGGAAUGAGGCCGCAAUAAAACCGUCAUCAGUUUAUGUUGGAAAUGUCCUCUGUGUUCUUGAGC
Molecule: messenger RNA, 2251 nt
Organism: Cheilinus undulatus (humphead wrasse)
Lineage: Eukaryota; Metazoa; Chordata; Actinopteri; Labriformes; Labridae
Product: palmitoyltransferase ZDHHC20-B-like
Exons: 13
Coding region: 1-1095 (364 amino acids)
Biological process (GO): peptidyl-L-cysteine S-palmitoylation; protein targeting to membrane; synaptic vesicle maturation
Cellular component (GO): Golgi apparatus; endoplasmic reticulum
Molecular function (GO): protein-cysteine S-palmitoyltransferase activity
Source: RefSeq, a predicted model, not a curated record